Jatropha curcas is the source of this 2209-nucleotide messenger RNA. Its product is annotated as basic helix-loop-helix (bHLH) DNA-binding superfamily protein. Gene Ontology annotation, cellular component: nucleus. Gene Ontology annotation, biological process: regulation of DNA-templated transcription. Gene Ontology annotation, molecular function: protein dimerization activity; DNA-binding transcription factor activity; sequence-specific DNA binding. The record is from RefSeq and is a predicted model, not a curated record. Lineage: Eukaryota; Viridiplantae; Streptophyta; Magnoliopsida; Malpighiales; Euphorbiaceae.
GGAGAGUAGCUAUAGCAAAGGAAAACAUUCCACUGAUGAUUGAGUUGCAGUUAUGGGUACCUUUCACUGCUUUUGAACCAUUCGAUGGCCGUUUUCUUGGGAGUGAUGAUGAUUUUCUUUGUCAGUCAAAAAACCGACUCUCUCUGUCUCUCUUGCAGAGAUCAGAUUCCUCUCUGUCACAGAUUUGCUACUGACUCGGAUGAUUCUCUUUCCCUUUCUCCCUAAUAACAAUAAAAAAAACCAGCUUUGUUAGCUUUGUGUUGUACUGCUCUGUUAGCUGCUAAAAGAAGGCGUGAAAGCUGUCUCUAUCAGUCUAUCUGCUAUUUAAUGAGACAGGGACAAACAGAAAGAGGACUUGCUGUGAAAAUAGGAGACAUGAGAGGACUAGAGAGAGCAGUAGAAUUGCUUAGACCUUUUGUUGACUCAAAGGCCUGGGAUUGCUGUGUUGUUUGGAAAUUGGGUGAUGAUCCUUCAAGGUUUAUUCAGUGGAUGGGUUGCUGUUGCAGUGGCGGUGGUGGCGGCGAUGGUGGUAAAGUUAAGGAGGAAAGAAUAGAUGAGAAUGUAGGGAUUUGCAGGGAUUUGUAUUUUAAGCAUCCAAUUAGGACCAAGGCAUGUGAGGCUCUUGCUUGUUUCCCUUCUUUCAUGCCUUUAUAUUCUGGAAUUCAUGGAGAGGUGGUAUUGUCAAAGCAAUCAAAGUGGGUUACUCGUGUCAAUGCCUCAGACUCGAAAUUCUCUCAUGAAUCAAUUGGAACUAGAGUUCUAAUCCCAGUAUCUGGUGGACUUAUUGAGCUAUUUGCAGGCAAACAUAUACCCAAAGAUCAGAAGAUUAUAGAAUUUAUUACAUCACAGUUUAAUGUCCUAAAACAAGAGGUCAUGAUUGCACAUGGCUUCACUGGCCUCAAUGAGCUCUGCCUUGAUCCAUUUCUUGAGCAGAAUAUGCAGAACUUGCCAAAACCUUGUCAGUUGUUAAGUUUGAUUCCUCAAGCGCAGGUCCUUCACCCAUUAAACCAAACCAAUACCCAUUCUAGCUUUGUAGUUUCUUCCAGUGGUUCCAGUCCACCAAAUGGGCUUCCAUCAUUGGAUUCACAUUCUAGUUACUUACCUCAGACUGUAAUUUCAAAGCAAUCUAUCGGAAAACGCUCUGCCCCAAGAAAAUCAAAGAAACAAGCAGGUCUAUUGCCAGAAUGUAACAACAAAGUUGCAAAAGUUAAUCAGAGAUCUGAAAGAGAUCAGUUCCGAUCUAAGAAUCUUGUUACUGAAAGGAAUAGGAGGGACAGGAUUAGAGGUGGGCUCUUUACCCUGCGUUCUCUAGUGCCCAAGAUAACUAAGAUGGAUAAAGCUUCUACUCUUGGGGAUGCAAUCAAUUACAUUGUUGAGUUGGAGGAGGAGGCGAAGAAACUCCAGGAUGAGCUCAAGGAAACCAAAGCAGAGGAAUGCAAAAGCUCUGAUGCAGAAUUGCUAACUCUCAAGUCAAAGGCAUUACAGGAUGGCAGCAAAAACAUGCAACCUCCUGAUAACAACCAAGAUUUUUCUGGUUUUGGUGAAAAUAAGAAGAUUGAGUUGCAGCUAGAAAUAAACCAGAUUGGUAAAAGAGAAUUCCUGAUUAGGGUCUUAUAUGAGAAAAAGCAAGGAGGAUUUGGAAGGUUGAUGGAUGCCAUACAUUCAUUGGGACUUCAAGUUGUUGAUGCGAAUAUGACAACAUUUAAUGGCAAGGUCCUGAACAUUCUCAGGGUUGAGGCUGAUGAAAAGGAAAUUCAACCAAAGAAAUUAAAGGAGUCAUUGCUGAAGCUGGGGGGAUAGACAGUCUGGACAACAGAUUGUCAAAUGCAGAAGAAUCGGGAGAAUAAUUUUGGUCUACAGAAAUUGGGAGAGUUAAAAGAAUUUAAGUUGGAGGCUCUUCCGUUCAUGUAAUGGCAGUUAAGGUCGCUACAGGUCUCCUCCAUUAGCCCUGAGAUUCAAAUAUACAAUUAGUUGUAAACUUGAAACUCUUGAUGUAGCUCAUACAGAAUUACAUAUCCCCCGUCAGCUUAGCCUCUGUGGGAAGAUUUUCGUUGUGGGGAUCGUGUGUAAAUCCUUUCUUACUUAACUUUCAUUACAGAAGCGCGAUAUGAUCAUUGAAGACUCAUUGUAGAAAUGCGUUCCAGGUUCUAUUGUUCCUUUGUGGUAUUCUCUUUCCUCCACAAAGUAAAAGUUCCUUUGUUUUUCCGCA